This is a messenger RNA of Debaryomyces hansenii CBS767, 2100 nucleotides long. RefSeq lists its product as uncharacterized. The transcript has a single exon. NCBI's taxonomy places the organism in Eukaryota, Fungi, Ascomycota, Pichiomycetes, Serinales, Debaryomycetaceae. The record is from RefSeq and is a predicted model, not a curated record. Bases 1 to 2100 code for a protein of 699 amino acids. Gene Ontology annotation, cellular component: membrane.
AUGACAGUUGAUGCUACGAAUUGGUUUGAACCACUCCCAAUUGCUGAUUUUCAAUACAUUAACAAGCUGACCGGCGAAAAUGUGCCUAAGGAAUUGCCGAUUGGAGAACCGAUUGGAGGAUUAGACAUUAGAUGUGGACCUAUUUUGAAAUUAGUCGGCACAUUGGAGGAAAACACUAAGAACUACAGAGCCACUAUCUUGCUUGUUACAAAAGUUGAGAGCAAUGAUGCCGUGCAACCAAAGAUUACGUAUCAAAUUGGGCCAGCUGUGGAUGAGGGAAGCAAGCCCACCUUAACAGUAGGGGAAUUUCCAGGAACUAAUUUCUUUACGGAGGACGGAUUUCAAUUCUGGAGAUUUAAUGUUGAUUUGACAUUGGUCGAUUACGAACAAAAGAUCAAGUAUUUUAUCAAUGAUUGUUACAAACAGUCAUACCAGUUUUUCGUCCCAUCGCUCGAGCAGUCUAUGAAUGUGAUUUCCUAUUCAUGUAAUGGGUUUUCUUUGGGUUGCGAUCCAAAGGAGUACAAGUCAUCACUUUGGUUUGAUGUCUUGCAAAAACAUGCUAAACAACAUUACCAUGUCAUGUUAGGAGGAGGGGACCAGAUCUACUCUGAUUCUAUUAAAUUGCAUUCCAAGAACUUGCAAAAAUGGUUCAGCGAAAGAAAUCCUAUGAAGAAGAGAAUGAUGAAGGUGGAUGAUCAAACUAUUCGUGAUUUUGAAAACUACUACUUGAACCACUAUAUGGCGUGGUUUGGUAAAGGUUUCUGGGAAGGUUCGAAUGGUAGAACAUACCAAGCCUUAUUUCCUAUGUCCAUGUCUCAAAUUCCUUCUGUGAAUAUCUAUGAUGACCAUGAUAUCAUAGAUGGUUUUGGAUCGUACCAUAAUUCUACUAUGUCUCAAGACUAUUUUAAGACUGUUGGUAACGUUGCAUACAAAUAUUACAUGUUAUUCCAACACCAUAUGUCACCCCAUGAGAAUAUUCAUAAUUCACCUAAAGCUGAGCCUUCCUGGAUUUUGUCUGAUACCUCAGGUCCUUACAUUAAUCAGAAAAACCAUUCGAACUACGUUAGAUUAGGUAAGGAAAUUAGUUUGCUUGGUUUGGAUUGUAGAACUGAAAGAAAAUUAAAUGAAAUUGUCAAACCUGAUACGUAUAAGAAGGUAUUUGAACGUUUAAAGAACGAAUUCAAGAAUGCGCCUGAGGUUAAGCAUUUGUUAGUCAUGUUAGGUGUGCCUAUUCUUUACCCUCGUUUAGUCUGGUUAGAAUGGAUGUUAAGUUCGCCUGUUUUGAAACCAAUUAAGGCAUUAGCAGCGAAGGGCGUUAUUAGCAAGGGGUUGGUAAAUGAAUUUGAUGGCGGGGUUGAAGUAUUAGAUGAUUUAAACGAUCACUGGUGUUCUGCAAACCACAAGCGUGAAAGAAAUUAUUUGGUUAAAAAGUUGGUUGAUUUUGGUGCGUCACAUGGUGUCAGAGUCACUAUAUUAUCGGGUGAUGUUCACUUGUGUUGUAUCGGUAGAUUAAAGUCUAAGAUCCACACUUAUCCAAACUUCCAUGUUUUAACCGAUUACCCUGAGGACAUCGAAAAAGAAAAUAUUGAUGUCCUUAAGCACCCAGAAUUAGAUCCAAGGUUAAUUUUCAAUGUUACGUCUUCGGCAAUUAUUAAUGCUCCUCCACCAGAUGCGAUGGCUACAUUGUUGAAAAAGAGAUCAAAAAUUCAUCAUUUCAAUAGAAACGCAGAUGAAGAUGUUGUUCCCCUCUUCCUUCAAGACCCAGAUGGAAAGCCUAGAGAAAAUCAUCUUUUCUUAAAUAAGCGUAAUUGGGCUGAUUUAAUCAUUGCAAAACAAUCGAUCUACAAAGAAGAAGUUGAUACAGAUAUUCGUAAAUUCCCUGCUCCUAUCUCAGAUGCUAUUCAGGAUACAUUGAAAAACAAACAAAUCGAUUCUACUCAUGCUAAAUAUCCUUUGAACUCGGAUUCAUUGGUGACAACAUUACAUGUUGAAGAUGAUCCAAAUGAUUUUGAAUGUAAGACUGCAGGCUACGAAGUGUUAAUUCCAAGAUUAUCUUCCAAAUUCAAAUUAGAUAAGGUUGAUAUCAAGCACUUAAAUUAA